AUGAAUCUGCGGGCUGGCGUGAAUCUGCGGGCUGGCGUGAAUCUGCGGGCUGGCGUGAAUCUGCGGGCUGGCGUGAAUCUGCGGGCUGGCGUGAAUCUGCGGGCUGGCGUGAAUCUGCGGGCUGGCGUGAAUCUGCGGGCUGGCGUGAAUCUGCGGGCUGGCGUGAAUCUGCGGGCUGGCGUGAAUCUACGGGCUGGCGUGAAUCUACGGGCUGGCGUGAAUCUGCGGGCUGGCAUGAAUCUACGGGCUGGCAUGAAUCUACGGGCUGGCGUGAAUCUACGGGCUGGCGUGAAUCUGCGGGCUGGCGUGAAUCUGCGGGCUGGCAUGAAUCUACGGGCUGGCAUGAAUCUACGGGCCAUGAAUCUACGGGUUGGCAUCAAUCAAUGA
Messenger RNA from Penicillium chermesinum, 387 nucleotides. RefSeq lists its product as uncharacterized. Lineage: Eukaryota; Fungi; Ascomycota; Eurotiomycetes; Eurotiales; Aspergillaceae. The transcript has a single exon. The record is from RefSeq and is a predicted model, not a curated record. The coding region runs from base 1 to 387 and encodes 128 amino acids.